This is a messenger RNA of Hipposideros armiger (great roundleaf bat), 1786 nucleotides long. RefSeq names its product sorting nexin 3 (gene SNX3). The record is from RefSeq and is a predicted model, not a curated record. NCBI's taxonomy places the organism in Eukaryota, Metazoa, Chordata, Mammalia, Chiroptera, Hipposideridae. Gene Ontology annotation, biological process: late endosome to Golgi transport; endocytic recycling. Gene Ontology annotation, molecular function: phosphatidylinositol-3-phosphate binding. Bases 346 to 834 code for a protein of 162 amino acids. Gene Ontology annotation, cellular component: early endosome membrane; retromer complex. The transcript is spliced from 4 exons.
UGCCGGAACCUGUUCAUGACUACAAGUCCCGUGCUCCGCUCUUCCUCAUCCUCUAAGUCUUUAGUUCCCCGCCCCGGCCUCAGCUGGGCCUCCUGGGCCCGAGGCGCGGCGUUCCGGCGAGUCAGCUGUCUCUCCCGUGGGCACGACAGACGGAAGCCGGAGGGGCACAGGGAGGAGCUUCGGGCGGGGUGAACGCCUGCCCUACGUGCUCGUUCCCCUCGCGACCGCUGCGCGCGAGCCUGGUGUCCCCGCGGCGGCCAGCAGCGGCGGCGUCGGUGGAACGCGGAGGGGGCGGAGGGAGCCCACGGCGGCGGCGGCGGCGGCGGCGGCGGCUGCAACAGCGAAAUGGCGGAGACGGUGGCGGACACCCGGCGGCUGAUCACCAAGCCGCAGAAUCUGAAUGACGCCUACGGGCCGCCCAGCAACUUCCUUGAGAUCGAUGUGAGCAACCCGCAGACUGUGGGGGUCGGCCGGGGCCGCUUCACCACCUAUGAAAUCAGGGUCAAGACAAAUCUGCCUAUUUUCAAGCUGAAGGAAUCUACUGUUAGAAGAAGAUACAGUGACUUUGAAUGGCUACGAAGUGAAUUAGAAAGAGAGAGCAAGGUUGUAGUUCCCCCACUCCCUGGGAAAGCGUUUUUGCGUCAGCUUCCUUUUAGAGGAGAUGAUGGAAUAUUUGAUGACAAUUUUAUUGAAGAAAGGAAGCAAGGCCUGGAGCAGUUUAUAAACAAGGUCGCUGGUCAUCCUCUGGCACAGAAUGAACGUUGUCUUCACAUGUUUUUACAGGAUGAAAUAAUAGAUAAAAGUUAUACUCCAUCUAAAAUAAGACAUGCCUGAAAUGUGGCGAAAGGGGAUAAAAAAACUUUCCGUGACUAUUACUGAUUUCACCAGUGAAGACGUUCUAACUAACUUUUAGCAUGCUGCACAGAAACUGGUAUAACAUGCCUUCAGUAUACUAACACUCGUAUGCUCUGUUUUGUUUUGUUUUGGCAGUUGACAAGAAGUUAAUUUGCUUUAGUGAAAAUCCCUCAUUCCAGCCUUUCUGUAUAAUUGCUCUUCCUUGCUGUUUUAAUGUCGUACACACGAUAGCCUCCCAAACCUGUUACCAGUAUAAUCUGCAGUUUUCGAACUAAAGUUACUGACUUGGUCUUAUCUGCACAGUUUUUGUGUCAUGUUUGCUUCUUGAAUCUGAUUAACUAGACUAUUUCUCUUCUCCCCUUUUUAAUAUGUGCUGUCACUUGACCUAAUUUAUGUGUGGGAGCACUACACCAUUGGUUUCCAGCACCCGACAUGUAAGAUACAUACUUGCGUGCAGAGAGUAUCUCCCUUCAGGCUUGCAAUACCUUCACAUGGAAGAUCAACGAGGGAAAUCUUUAUAUUCUGUAUAAAAACAAAAUCAAAUUUAUAUACUAAAAUCAUUUGUCUAAAAAUUUAAGUUGUUUUCAAAUAAAAAUAAAAAUGCAUUUCUGAUAUGCACUGAUUGUGUUGCCUUCAGCUUUUCUUUUCUCCCUUUAUGGCUUUCCUACUUAACUCACUUGUUAAGAGGGAUUAUUUACUAAUUAUAUACUUCUCAUUCCUGUAACUCCAUUCCUCUUUAAACAGUGGUGAUAUCAAAUAUGCCACCACCCUUUCAAUGGGGUAUUUUCUUUUAAACAACAAAAAAGUGAUGUACUAAAAAAAAGCAUUCCUGAAGGCUUACUGAGUCGUUAUGAAGCACUUUGUGUAUUUGAAAAAUGUUUAUAAUCUCAAGUCAUUCUUUUUAAAGGCCUUUUAAGAUAAGUCAAUACCA